Molecule: messenger RNA, 1515 nt
Organism: Coniosporium apollinis CBS 100218
Lineage: Eukaryota; Fungi; Ascomycota; Dothideomycetes
Exons: 3
Coding region: 1-1515 (504 amino acids)
Biological process (GO): transmembrane transport
Cellular component (GO): membrane
Molecular function (GO): transmembrane transporter activity
Source: RefSeq, a predicted model, not a curated record
AUGUCUGACGUCUCCGAUCUGGCAAAGGAGCUGCCUCCUAAGGAAUCCAAUUCCAUUCGUUCCGUCCAAGUCGACGAGGCUGGCAACAAAAUCAUUAACAGCCAUGUCGGAGAGACAAUGGUCAUCAAUCUCGAAGAUGAGAAGCGUCUCGUCUGGAAGUUCGAUCUCCGCAUUUUGCCUGUUCUGGCCAUUAUGUACCUCUUUAACAGCCUCGACAAGUCGAACCUGGGCAACGCAAAGACGGCUGGCCUCGAGAGAGACCUGGGCCUAGUUGGCAACCAGUACAACACCAUCCUUAGUGUCUUCUUCAUUCCAUAUGUGCUCACUGCUCCGUUCCUUGGUAUUUUGGGAAAGAAGUACGGACCGAACCGUGUCCUACCUAUCAUGAUGUUCAGCUUUGGAUGCAUGACGCUGCUCGUUGUCGCUGUGCAGAACUUUGCCGGGUUGAUGACUCUGCGGUGGUUUCUGGGAAUGGCAGAAUCGGCCUUCUUCCCAUUAGUAAUAUAUUAUCAGACAACAUUUUACCGUCGCGGUGAACUUGCUAGACGGCUGGCCAUCUUCUAUGCGGCACAGAGUAUCGCCUCUGCUUUCGGAGGGCUUCUCGCCUACGGCACCUUCCAGAUCGAGGGCGGACCUCUCCAAAAUUGGCGUUACCUCUUCAUCAUCGAAGGCAGUGCCACCAUCCUGUUCUCCUUCUUCGCCUUCUGGUAUCUCCCGCAUUCGGCCUCAAGAGCCAGGUUCCUGAGCGAAGAGGAGAAGAAGCUCGCCUUCUACCGUAUGCAAAUCGACAGUUCUUCGGUUGUCAACGAGAAGUUCAAAUGGGGUGACUCCUUCCAAAUCCUCAAGCACCCGACAAGCUGGAUGAUCCUCGCGAUCGAGAUUUGCUUGGGCGUGCCUCUUCAAUCUGUGCAACUCUUCCUUCCGCCAAUGAUCGGCCGGCUGGGCUACGGCACUGUCAAGACCAACCUGUAUACAGUCGCGCCGAACAUAUCUGGUGCGAUCAUGCUGUUGAUACUGGCCUUCCUGAGUGACUGGACCCGUUGGCGUUUCCCGUACAUAGCUGCUGGCUUCUUGUUCACAUUCAUCGGUUUCUGCAUCUAUGCGGGCAUUGAUGUGUUGACCCAGCACCAAGCUGCUUACUUCGCCGCUUUCAUGAUGACAUGGGGCACAUCCGCACCUUCUGUGCUCCUAGACGUCUGGUACAACAACAACAUCGCUCAUGAAGGCCGUCGCGUCAUCCUCACCUCUAUCGGCGUCCCCGUGGCCAACCUCAUGGGCGUCGUCAGCUCCAAUAUCUUCCGGCCCCAAGAUGCACCUGACUAUAUUCCGGCUCUCGCAACUACUGCGGCGUUUGGCGGAACAGGUUUCGCGCUCACCUUGAUCCUCGGUGCAUGGAUGAUGAUUGAUAACAAGCGGAGAGAUCGCCAGCAGGGUGUGAAGCUGAAUGUCAGAGACAUCCCUACGGAAAAACUGAAGGAUGGGCCAGCUGUACCUGAGUUUAGGUGGUUCUAUUAA